Haliotis rufescens (red abalone) is the source of this 2150-nucleotide messenger RNA. RefSeq lists its product as uncharacterized. The transcript is spliced from 3 exons. NCBI's taxonomy places the organism in Eukaryota, Metazoa, Mollusca, Gastropoda, Lepetellida, Haliotidae. The coding region runs from base 10 to 957 and encodes 315 amino acids. The record is from RefSeq and is a predicted model, not a curated record.
GGCCAGGACAUGGCGACAGGUUUAUCACCCAUGUGGGUAAAACGGGUCGCACCCAUUGACGACGACUUUGUGCCGUAUGUGCCCACGAACCAGUACCAGUACAACCCAAACCUCGUCCCCACGUACCCCCAGCCCCAACCCUACCAAUACGACACGCCCAGGACCACCAGGGCCGUCGCCGUCGGGUUCCAGGGAGCCAAGUCGAACCAGAGUCGCCAUGGCGGCACCGUCACAGAAGGACCAUACUAUGCCAACAAGCUGCCCAUCUCCAUGUCCAUGCCUACCGGCCCCGAUAUCCCGUACAGGGAGUACAAGUAUAAGAGUUAUGAGGAGAUGAAUAAAGUUUCCAAAUCACGAAACAAGUACCAUGGCAAGAAUACAAACCAAUUUGCUGAGAAAAUCCCAAUCUCAAUGGGGUUGCCACUUGGCCCGGACAUAAGGCACAGGGAAUAUAAAUACAAACCCUACGACAAACCGUACGAGGAGGUGAAGUUCAAGCAGUACAUCACCCCAUACAGAGAGUAUGAAUACAAGGAGUAUGGUGCAGAGAAAGCAACCCGUCCCAAGAAACGCGUGGCGAAGCCAAUAGUUGCUGCUAAGACAUCGAAGAGUAGCAAGAAGGUUCAGAUCAAGGAUAGUGCGCCCGUAGUGUACAGCAGUGGCAACAGGGAGGUAGACGCGACGACUGCAGUGACGAUGGCGACGAUGGCGACGAUGGGGACGAACUACGACGAAGACAGCUUGAGACGGCAAUACUCCAACGACUUGAGGAGAUCCAUGGAGCUGGCUGGCGAGGCCGCAGUGUUGUCAUGGAUACGCAUGUACGAGCAGUCUAGGCGUAAUGGCGGCAGUUACCCAACACACUCCUUCAAUCGUUAUGUGAUAGAGUAUAACCCAACAGGAGCAAGGGAGAGCAUCAGACGAACAUACGGGUUCAGCCACGGAGUGGACUUCUGAUCAAGGGGAGAGAACCCUUGAAGCCAAAUGUAACGCAGUAGGAUUUCAACCACUGACCUGAGAUCGUAACCAUGCGCGUCUCCCGUUCGUGUCAGGCACAGACGUGCAGAAUGGAAAUUGUUUCCUCACACUCACCGUCACAGUAAAACAAGACCACAGACUAGGUUUCCCUAUGUUGAUAUUACAAGGCUUUACUACACCAUUAACGUGAUAAAGAAACGACUUACUACGCUUUAUUAAUCAAUUUGAGAAUUAACCCAUUAUCACAAUGCAAAGCUACACGGAGCCCAUGCAUCCUGACUAUCCCGAGUGUUUACAUUCCUGCAUUUAAUCCAGGCAGGAGGCUAAAGCAUGUCUUGAACCAAACUCGGUGAUGAGUGCGUAUAAUACAACAUCGCCUGUUAAAAGUGAUUGAGUGAGUGAGUUUGGUUUUACGCCGCUUUUAGCAAUAUUCCAGCAAUAUCACGGCGGGGAACACCGGAAAUGGGCUUCACACAUUGUACCCAUGUCGGGAUUCGAACCCGCCCGGUCUUCGGCGUGACGAGCGAAUGCUUUAACCACUAGGCUACCCGACGGCCCCGCCUGUUAAUAGGAAUGUCAAUGGGCAAUGUUUAUAAUUUUCCAUAUCUUUGAGUGUCAUUUAUAAGUUUGAUGUGUAACUGGCAAGUUAGAAUGGAUGACCUUGCUACAGUUGUAAUAAAGAAGCAGAUUAUCCACACUAUCUUACCAUCAGUUUAAUGUGUUUGUUUCAAACACUGUGAAUAUUAACAUUUCGGCAGGAUUGCGACAGGCUGCUUUUUUGGUGUAUGUGGUCAGCGAGUCAUCAAAAUAGAUUUGCUGGUAAAUGACUAUUUAUUUGUAUAUGUGUUCCCUCAAGGAUAAUAAACAUGAUUGUGUUGUCACCGUUGUCAGGGUCCCAGUAUUGGAUGGAACCCCAGGAGGGACAUUUGACAGUAUUCAUUACAUCGACAGUAAACACAUCAUUCAGUACACACUAUCUGCAGUCAAAUACUAUUUGAAUUAACUUAUUUCUAUGUUUCAAAAGUUUGGAUAGACUUACAUUUGAAAAUGUCCCAUCACUAAGACAGAUAUGGUUGUUCAACUACUUUGGUUUGAAGGUUGUUUAUUUCAGUCAUAUAAUGAGGUGAGGUCAGGUGAAAUCGGGUUAAAUGUUGAAUUCCAGAUCAUUACAG